CAUGGGUUAGUCUGAUCCGAUAGCUCUCGGAGCACAUAUUCGAUGGCAUCCAUUGGCAACGACUCGGCAGCUGGCAUCUACUUUCAUCCAUUUCCGGAUCAGCCGGAUGAACGGACCCGCAACUGGCCACUGGUGGAUUCAUUAUGGAACGUACCCGUCCUGCUGACCCUUUAUUUACUUAUGGUGCGCUAUGCGCCCAAGUGGACAACCAGUUACAAGCCGCUGCAGCUGCGAGUGCCAUUGUUCUGCCACAGCUUGGCCAUGGUAUUCCUGAAUGGAUACAUCUGUUUGGAACUCUAUACGGCAACCAGGGAUCUUGGCUACAACUUCGGAUGUCAGCCAUGUCGGGUUAGCUUUAACCCACUUGAAAUGCGGGUUGUGACUGCAUUUUGGUGGUUCUACAUUUCGAAAAUAUUCGAAUUCGCCGAUACGGCUUUCUUCAUCUUGCGCCAAAAGUGGUCCCAGCUAAGCUUCCUCCAUGUCUAUCACCAUAGCACCAUGUUUGUCUUUUGCUGGAUCUUGGUUAAGUGGAUGCCCACGGGUGCAACCUAUGUGCCGGCCAUGAUAAACUCAUUCGUGCACAUCGUCAUGUACGGAUACUAUGCCCUGAGUGUACUAGGUCCUCGAGUCCAGAAGUACCUCUGGUGGAAGCGCUACCUCACUGGACUCCAGCUGGUCCAGUUUACCAUAAUCUUCUUCUGGGCGUCGCAGAUGCUAAUACGGGGAUGCGAGUACGGCACCUGGAUAACCUUGUCCAUGGCGCUCUAUUCCCUGCCUUUCCUUUUUAUGUUCGGCAAAUUCUAUAUGCAAAAGUACACGGUAUCAGCAGUCGCCAAGAAAGCUGUAUAAAACAAUUAAAAUUUUCACAAACAAAUCAAGCUAUUGUCCAUUUUUAGCGCAUUUUAAAUUCUUGCCAAAUUGACACAGAAAAUAAAAGCUCGACCUUGGAUAUCAA
This is a messenger RNA of Drosophila teissieri, 955 nucleotides long. RefSeq names its product elongation of very long chain fatty acids protein 4. Bases 43 to 849 code for a protein of 268 amino acids. The record is from RefSeq and is a predicted model, not a curated record. Lineage: Eukaryota; Metazoa; Arthropoda; Insecta; Diptera; Drosophilidae. Gene Ontology annotation, cellular component: endoplasmic reticulum membrane. Gene Ontology annotation, biological process: sphingolipid biosynthetic process; fatty acid elongation, saturated fatty acid; very long-chain fatty acid biosynthetic process. Gene Ontology annotation, molecular function: fatty acid elongase activity. The transcript is spliced from 4 exons.